UCGUGCUGCGUGUUCGCGUUGUGGCGAUUAGGUUUUUCAUGGCGCAAGGCGCGUCCGGCGCCCCCGAUGCCGGGCCUCUGGCGCCAUGCUGCCAGCUGAUCACUCAGUGCUCGCUGGGGAGGGAGGAUUCGUCGGCGAGCCUGUCGCGGAUGGAGCAGGAAAAUCUCAGAUUUGGCAUCGAGGGAUGGCAAACGUUUGCGCGCCCGGAGAAAUCCGCCAUGGACGCUAGUCGUCAAAUUUUCGACUUUAGCAACAGUUUGCAGACUGUGUCGAAUGCGAUGAAAAGAGUUGCCGAGCGUAACGUUCAGCUUCAAUUGGAGGCGGCCGAGUGGAAAAGAAAAUAUGAGAGUCUUCUACAGGAAAAAGAUCUUCCAGGUGUCGAGAACCGGGAAGUCAAAGGCUGUGAGCUUGAAACACCGCAACAUGAUGUUUUAGAGGAAGAAAACGGGUCUUGUAAAUUUCUUGUUCAACAUCCAAGCCACAAGGCUUCCUUCAAAUUGCUAUGGAGUUAUAAUGGUGACAGGCAUAGAAGGCACAAGCAUGACAUUGUGUCCUACGAUUCUGGGAACAUUAGUGCCGUUACCAGUAGCAACAAACAGAUUAUACUUGUUUGGGAAUCCACACCGCGAGCGGUCUGUAUUUUUACCCGACCAAAUUCUUCUGCUGUGCAAGAGCUGUGCAAGAAAAUGAUCAGGUGGCUGAAGGAGGUGAAAAAUAUCACUGUGUUCGUUGAGCAGCGCGUGAAGGAUGAGCUUGACGAAAGCUCGGACUGCACUUAUGUACAAACAUGGGAUUCUGAAGAAGAGUUAUUGUUCUUACACACCAAAGUCGACCUUGUUAUCACUCUGGGUGGAGAUGGCACUGUACUGUGGGCUGCGUCGCUGUUCAAAGGACCCGUCCCUCCCAUGGUUUCGUUUUCAAUGGGCUCCUUGGGAUUCAUGACGGCAUUCCAAAGCGAGCGCUACAAGGAAUGCCUCGAGUACGUGAUGAAGGGCCCGGUUUGCAUCACGCUGCGGCACCGCAUGCAGUGCCAGAUUGUAAGGAACGGGGAGAGCUCGGCGUCGGAGAUGCACCUGGUUCUCAACGAAGUCUCCAUCGACCGGGGCAUGUCGUCGUGCCUCACGAACCUCGAGUGCUACUGCGACAACGUCUUCCUCACCUCGGUGCAAGGGGACGGCCUCAUCCUCUCCACAACGUCGGGCAGCACGGCGUACUCUCUCGCGGCCGGAGGCUCGAUGGUCCAUCCUCACGUUCCAGCAAUUCUCUUCACGCCGAUAUGCCCGCAUUCGCUGUCCUUCAGGCCUCUCAUCCUUCCCGGCUACGUGACGCUCAAAGUCCAGGUCCCGCUCCAAAACGCCUGGGCUUCGUUUGAUGGCAAGGACCGAGUGGAGCUCUCCCCGGGCGACCAGCUUAUAUGCCAAAUGGCCCCCUGGCCCGUCCCAACAGCGUCCCUGGAAGAGGCAACGCACCACUUCCUGUGUAGCGUGCGCGAGCGGCUCCACUGGAACCUGAGGAAGUGACGCGUGCCCGAUUACGUGGCGUCCAGAUGUACACUACAGUCAGCAUGUUGACUGGAUAUUGUUUCGUAUCCAAUGGGGGUCAUUGUGCGUUGACUGAUGGUUGACUUGUGACUUGGAAGUGAUACGCGUCAGCCAUUUUGCCGCCGACGUAGCGUCCAGAGUCCAGAUGUACACUACAGUCAGCAUGUGUACUUUCAUGUUACUGACGUCGUUGACUCA
This is a messenger RNA of Selaginella moellendorffii, 1739 nucleotides long. Its product is annotated as probable NAD kinase 1. The record is from RefSeq and is a predicted model, not a curated record. The transcript has 11 exons. Lineage: Eukaryota; Viridiplantae; Streptophyta; Lycopodiopsida; Selaginellales; Selaginellaceae. Gene Ontology annotation, biological process: NAD+ metabolic process; NADP+ biosynthetic process. Gene Ontology annotation, molecular function: NAD+ kinase activity. The coding region runs from base 39 to 1520 and encodes 493 amino acids.